GACGAACCCAGACAAAACAAUAGACGAGAAGGAUCUCUGUUAUGGAUGUAGAAAUAAAAGGGAAACAGACACUUUAGCCUUAUUUUAUGAACAUACAAUGUCUAAACUACAGGGUUUAAGCGAUUUUCUGACAGAGAGGUUAACUUUGGCUGCCCAGGAAAUAUUUAAGGCGGUUGAAGACAUAUUUAGAGACUAUAAUGAGGAGAUUUGUCGCUCCAGACAGGAGAUAGAGCUUCUGAAGAGAAAACUGGACGAGGCUGGAGUUCAGUUUCGUCGUCCUGAAACACAGCCUUGCUCCUCUGAGAUUCAAGGAAAGAAAUACACCCAGACAUACUCAGAAGAGCAGAUGAGAUCUGAACAUGACGGAAAGGAUACAGAAAUGCAUAUGAAACUAGAGGUCUAUACACAGCAGGAAGAGAAUGGAGAGCAGAUGCGUGUGUGCAAUGAAACCACAUCUUUAUUGCCAUUUAUGGACGUUGACCAUGAUCAGACGGUCCACAAAGUCAUUGCAACCCAAGUGAUGGAAAACCUCAACAAUAAUUUUACUUUCAUUAACCAUGCUGCUCAGAUUAAGAAUGAACCUGAGCCUAAUCCUGAAAGUGGUACUUCCUGUCAGGCACAGCACAUCACAAGAUACAGCUCGGAUGAUACAGAGGACAGUGAUGCAUCCAGCAACGACAUCAAAAUAAAAGUUAGCCACGUUGGCUCCCCUGCACAUAACACACAACAAUAUGAGCUGCCUUUCAGAAAUCAAGAGGUGUUGGCACAACAUAGGAUGGAGCUGGCCCAAAUAAGAGAGAGAUUGGCAGAAGAAGAGCGAAAGAAGGCUGCAGCAAAAGCUAGAUCCCAAAAGCACAAGCAGAAAGUAUGUGGAAGCCCUGAUCUUCUUGAAGCUUACAGGAAAAAGGAGAGAGAGAGAUAUCAAAGGCGAAAAUCUCAGGGGAAAGUGAAAUCUGCUAAAGAUCUGAAUCCAAUACAAUUGAGAAGGCAACAGAAAAGAUGGAGGGACAAUUCUGCCGCAUACAGGAAAAAGAAAGCAUUUCAGGACGUUUUAGACAACAUUAAAGAAGACAUUAUUGAAGUCAUCCCAGAGCAAAUGCCUGCCACCUCUGCUCAACACUUUAGCAUUUUUUAGAAUCCAGUGUGUAAAAAUAUUCCUUUAUUUCUGUAGAUCAACCUCUACUGUAUAUGGAACUUGCCAAUGCCAUGAGUUUGAUUCCCAGGGAACACACAUUUUCCGGUUAAAAUUAAUAUCUUUAAAGCUGAAGUGUGUAACUUUUUUUGGUGUUAAAAUACUUUCUCCUAUCCCAGCUUAAUAUGCAGAGACAAUUAUAAGUAAUCCACUGGUGGAUAAUUUUUCUUUACAACUAUAAACACUGUUGGGUGAAUUCAUUAAACAGUUGGGCCACUUUUGUGCAUGGUAUUUUAGCGCAAAAACCUGCAUCUUAUUUACUAACCAUCCGCGAUCUAGUUUAAGCAGGUGCAAUCAGCGCUGGUAUUAUGCUGUAUCUUAAAUAUUUAAAAUAAGUCAUUGUCAUUCCUUUCCAUGCAAACUUGCCUACUUUAUAUGUAAAUUAGUCUUAUUAUAGAUUGUGCUUCAUUCACAAAAAUUGCCCCGCGCAAUUUAUAUUCCGCUAUUACCGGCAGGUGGCAAAAUUAUUUUUAUUUAAGAGAGAUGUUUGUAAACAUUUUCUGUCGAUCAUAUCAGCAGUAAUUUAUCUGAUAAUGUUUAAAUGAAGGAGAAGCACGUCAUAACCUGGCAUGUAGCCAGACAUGUGGUUUAGUCAAGCAGGUGUCUGUAUCACAGUAGUGUGAUGCUGUACAGUCUUGCCAGAGUGUCAGAUCACGGUGGUCUGCUGCAUCCUCCGCUAUAUAGCACUCAGAACCAGCCUGCAAGAGUGAAAUACCACAUGCAGAUUGCAUUCAGCAGCGAUUCUGUGGGUGCUUUCGCACCGUUGCCUAAUCUGCAAAUUCUUUUAGUGAAUUGGGUUUGUUUUUUUAUGUCAAAGUUCAGUUCGUUUUGAUGAUUUGAACUCAAUUAUUAUGGGAUAAUGUAUUUCUUGUAACUGCUUGUCUGUCAAAUAAAUAACCUUCAAAGAACAGCUCACAUUCUUCACAUCUUUGCACAUUCAUUUCAUUCACGGCAGACAAAUGUAAGUGUUGUUCUGUGCAUGUAAAUUUUUGGUGGUAAAUCCAAUGAGACACCCUGUCUACACCAGAUGCAAUUGCCGUGGCAUGAUGCGCCAAAAGCAAAUCACUCCUAUUUUAAUCAUUCUUCCUGAGAGUCAAGCGUGACUGCUGUGUGCAUUUUCCAUUACCCUUUUAGAUUUGUAACUAGUAGCACCUGAUAAACAUGCAAAAAAAAAAAAAAAAAAGAAAAAUGGAUGGCAACAUAUGUGGAUAGUAGGACUAAUUUAUGAAAUUAGUUGCUCCCUAUUUAGUGAAUUACUUAACCCACACUGUGCUGUCUGUAUGCACUGGUAAUGCACAGUAAAUAAAUGAUUUAUAAAGAAAAAAA
Messenger RNA from Myxocyprinus asiaticus (Chinese sucker), 2518 nucleotides. RefSeq lists its product as uncharacterized. The transcript has 5 exons. NCBI's taxonomy places the organism in Eukaryota, Metazoa, Chordata, Actinopteri, Cypriniformes, Catostomidae. The record is from RefSeq and is a predicted model, not a curated record. Bases 98 to 1135 code for a protein of 345 amino acids.